Arabidopsis thaliana (thale cress) is the source of this 240-nucleotide messenger RNA. RefSeq names its product Defensin-like (DEFL) family protein. The record is from RefSeq and is marked reviewed. Gene Ontology annotation, cellular component: extracellular region. NCBI's taxonomy places the organism in Eukaryota, Viridiplantae, Streptophyta, Magnoliopsida, Brassicales, Brassicaceae. The transcript is spliced from 2 exons. Bases 1 to 240 code for a protein of 79 amino acids.
AUGGAUUUCACUAAGAAAAUAUUAGUAGUAUUUGCUUUCACCAUUAUGUUGGGGAUCUCUUCUGUUCAUUGCCGUCCAAGUUUCAAACCCAUCCCUUUGUUUGGAGAAAAAUUGACUCAGUGUUUCGACACAAGACCAUGUCUGCAAGGGAUGUUGAAAUGCAUUGAAUUCUGUAGCUCAAUGGGGACUGCCGAUGGACAAUGUAAUAAUGAAAACCUAUGUUGUUGCACACAUGAAUGA